CUACUUGUUGUGUUUGGCAGGAAGAUUAUCAACGCAAUUUCAUAACUUUUAUACCUCCAAAUGUAACUCUUAGAGCUUAUUAUUGUUUCACUUGUGCGACCUUUGAUGGUAUGGAACUAUGGGGUGCGGAUUUAAAAAAUGGUGGUUAUAACAGAGAUACGUGUUUCCACGUAUAUGGUGGUGAAUUUAGCAAACCAAAACUUGAUGAAGCACCUUACGAAGAAUGUCAAAAAAUCAGAGAUUCAAAAUAA
Messenger RNA from Racocetra fulgida, 251 nucleotides. The record is from the annotation of a GenBank genome assembly. Lineage: Eukaryota; Fungi; Glomeromycota; Glomeromycetes; Diversisporales; Gigasporaceae.